AUGACGUCAAGUGAAUGUGACGACAUUUCGGAUACAGUAAAUGAAAAUCUAAAUAUUGAUUCCUCGACGACAAACAUUGUAACUAAUUCAAUGGAGUUGGAUAUACUAAAUUCUUCAAAUACUUGUACUAUCUAUCUGGAUUAUCCAUAUCAAUUGGAGGCUUGUUAUGUGGAUGAUGAAAUUGUCAACCUUGAGAGUCUAUUUGAAGGAGAAGGACAACUAUUAGAUCAAAUAAUCGAAGAAUCAAGCGAGGUGGCUAUAAUUAUAAAAUCAGAAGAGUCCUCCACAUUAAAUUCAAGAGACAGUGUGAAUACCCCUAACAAUGUUGGUGAAGCAAAGGGAAACACAGAGAUUACUGCACUUCUUUCGGAAUUACGACAAAAAUACACUCAACAUUCAAACAUGGAAUGCUUCCCUCACAAUCCAACUAGAAGAGGAAACGAACAAUUUAUAGAGUUUGAGGAAGAGCCGGAGGAUACCCGAGUUGGAAACACCAAUUGGAUACGGCGUAAGACGGCAUAUCGUUUUUUCACAACUUGGGUACAUGGAUACCUUGGUGUUGGAAACCGCAAACCUAUACCCUCUUGUGCAGUCUAUCUUAUCCAAAAUACCUUUCCAGAUCCAGAGGACCACUACAUGGGUUUCAAAGAAAGUUCUAAUUACCCUGCAGAGUUUUUAGCUUUGGAAUAA
Messenger RNA from Bufo gargarizans (Asiatic toad), 690 nucleotides. RefSeq lists its product as uncharacterized. The record is from RefSeq and is a predicted model, not a curated record. Bases 1 to 690 code for a protein of 229 amino acids. NCBI's taxonomy places the organism in Eukaryota, Metazoa, Chordata, Amphibia, Anura, Bufonidae. The transcript has 5 exons.